Molecule: messenger RNA, 555 nt
Organism: Symbiodinium sp. CCMP2456
Lineage: Eukaryota; Dinophyceae; Suessiales; Symbiodiniaceae
Source: the annotation of a GenBank genome assembly
AUGGAGGAGUUGGAGGAGCAAGAGGCCCAGCUUCUGCCCAAGAAGUAUGCGGAGCAUCAGGCAGUCAAGGAGCAGUUGGCAGCCCGAGAAGAGAAGCUGGCCGAAGGUGCUGGGGCGAUCUGCAAGCUAUACUGCAUCCCCCGAAAUGCAGAGCAGUGUGUCGAAAUCCAGGUGCGAGAAGGAAGCCGUCAAGUGCGCUGGGGCUGGGUUGGGCCCAAUUUCGGCAAGGUGGGCUGCAAGUACAUCAGCAUAUGUAGGUCGCUGGUGACACCUGGCGAGUUCUUCUGCGUCCCCUAUGAUGCUGCACAUGUGCUGCUCGUGAACAUUGACGAAGACACAAUCACUGAGGUGGGUGAGAAAGUAAGUCCGGAUUUGGUGACCAAGUAUGCAACAGCUGCCAGCUCUUAUGACUGGAACGGCCGAAUCUACGCAGCACCUUUUCUUGCCCAGAGGGUUCUCCAGAUUGAUCCUUACACAGGUACUGUCGGCGAAGUCGGCCCACGCCUUGUAAAAUCUGAGCAGGGCGAGUGGUGGGUAACGAUUGCUUCCCCCAUC